This is a messenger RNA of Capsicum annuum, 1914 nucleotides long. RefSeq names its product actin-histidine N-methyltransferase. Bases 233 to 1654 code for a protein of 473 amino acids. Lineage: Eukaryota; Viridiplantae; Streptophyta; Magnoliopsida; Solanales; Solanaceae. Gene Ontology annotation, molecular function: protein binding; protein-lysine N-methyltransferase activity. The record is from RefSeq and is a predicted model, not a curated record. Gene Ontology annotation, biological process: peptidyl-lysine monomethylation. The transcript has 5 exons.
AGGAUCUAUGUAUGUACCCAUGUGUUGUACCAUGCAGGGAUUAAGGUUAUUAAAAUCUGAUUUUAAUUAGUACAGGAUUAAUAAAAUCCUCCUAAAAUUUGAAAAUUAAGUAUUUUUCAAAAAAAAAAAAAAAAGCAUUAUAUUUCCAAAGUAAAAUCCUCUCCCCCACAUUCAACCAAAACACAAGAACUUAGAACUCCCCUCUCCACUUCACACUCAAACAUCAUCAAAAAUGUCAACCAAAAUGAUACUUAUGGCCAACUCCCUAACACACGUUCGCCCAUUCACUUGCACAACAUCAAGGCUAGUACAACAACCACCAGACCUCAUCAAAUGGGUAAAAACUGAAGGUGGAUUUGUUCACAAAUCCAUAAAGAUAGCACGAGGUGAUGAUGACUCUUUUGGAUUUGGAUUAGUUGCUUCUCAAGAUAUCCCAAAAGGGUCUGAUAUCAUUGCUCUUCCUCAACAUGUUCCACUCAAAUUUGGGUCUGAAUCAGAAGCAGAAAAUUCCCAUUCUUGUUUGGUAAAAUUAGCUCAACAUGUUCCUGAGGAGCUGUGGGCUAUGAAAUUGGGUUUGAAGCUUCUGCAAGAGAGAGCAACGAAAGUUUCGUUCUGGUGGCCGUACAUCAGCAAUCUCCCGGAGACUUACACCGUGCCGAUUUUCUUUCCCGGAGAGGAUAUCAAGAACUUGCAGUAUGCUCCUCUUCUUUAUCAGGUGAAUAAAAGGUGUCGGUUUUUACUGGAGUUUGAGAAACUUCUGAAGCGUGAACUUGAGAAUCUUAAACCCGAUGAUCAUCCUUUUGGUGGCCAAGACGUGGAUUCAUCUGCUCUAGGAUGGGCUAUGUCAGCUGUUUCAUCUCGAGCAUUCCGGUUGUAUGGCAGUAAACGUCCUGGUGGUACCCGUAGUAAUGUUCCUAUGAUGCUUCCACUUAUAGAUAUGUGCAACCACAGCUUCGAUCCAAAUGCCGAAAUUGUACAGGAAGAAGAGAACUCCAAUAAUAUGCUUGUAAAGGUGGUUGCCGGAAGGGAGAUAGAGCAAAAUGAUCAGUUGCUACUCAACUACGGCGGUUUAAGUAGUGAUCUUUUUCUUCUGGACUAUGGAUUCGUCAUUCCAUCGAACCCCUACGACUGCAUUGAACUUAAAUACGACUCUGCUCUUCUUGAUGCUGCCAGUAUGGCUGCAGGGGUUUCAUCCCCAAACUUCUCUUCGCCGUCCCCAUGGCAGCAGGAGAUUUUAUCGCAUUUAAAUCUUGUCGGACCAAACCCUGAUCUAAAGGUGACGCUAGGAGGUGGAGAGCUAGUCGAGGGUCGAUUACUAGCAGCCUUGAGAGUUGUCCUAUCAAGCAACGAAUCAGCAGUGAAGCAACACAACUUGAAGGCGCUCAAAUCGCUGACAGUUGAAGCUCCACUGGGGAUAUCAACUGAAGUCUCCGCUCUUCGCACUGUUGUCGCAUUGUGUGUAAUCGCGCUCGGACACUUCCCAACGAAAAUCAUGGAGGACGAGUCGUCGUUGAAGCAGAAUGUUUCUCCUACUACUGAGUUGGCUCUCCAGUUCAGAAUACAAAAGAAGUCCCUCAUUGUGGAUGUUAUGAAGGAUCUUAGCAAGAGGGUAAAGUUACUCCUUGCCAAAGAAUCAUGCACGCACCUCAAGUAAUUCUACGGGAUGCCUGUAACCUCGUAUUAGUAGAGGUACCGGGUAACUCUGUUCAUCACGGCUCGUGGACAUCUAACUUUUUGUGAGGUCUUAUUCAGUUUACCUUCACAAAUUUUGGUGAUUAUGGGGAGUAUCAUGUAGGCAACCUACUCUAGUGCGAUUAUGAUUAAACUAUUUUUCCUUCAUCACUUAACACAUGUUUUACGCGAUAUAUAUUCUCACUUUAAUUUGAAGUGUUAAAGUUAAAUUGUUGGUUUCGU